UCAUAUAUUUUGAAAAUUUUUGUUUCGUCUGCUUGCCGUGUUGUGAUUUGUUUACAAUAAUGUUGGUUAACAUGCUUAAAACUGAUAAUGCUUUUUUUCUUUCUUGAUCAAAUAAUAUAGAAAUAUUUAAUUGAUUUAAUAUGAAUGUUAAUUAAUUAAAAUGACGAAAGAGAGAAAAAAAUGCUUGAGCCCUUAUGUGAAUUUGAAAAACAAUUUAUUAAAUGAAAUUGAAAAAUUAAAAUUAGAUAAAAUUCUUCUGGAUGACAUACCUUCUAAGUGGGAGAAACAUGGAGAUUUAGUUCUUCUUCCGGCAUCAAGUUUUCAAAACAAACUGUGGUCUCUUCUUGGAGGACGAUUAUGGGAUAUUGUUUCAGAAGCCUUAAAAUGUCAAAGAGUUGCCAGAAAAUACACUAUAACUAACGAUAAUUUUAGAAGCCCACAGGUAGAAAUUUUAAAGGGCUGUGAUGGUUGGGUAUUGCACAUUGAUAAUAAAAUUAAAUAUACAUAUGACAUUACUAAGUGCAUGUUUAGUGCAGGGAACAUUUCAGAAAAACUUCGAAUUGCUCAACUUUCAUGCAAAGGAGAAACAGUUGUAGAUUUAUAUGCUGGUAUAGGUUAUUUUACUUUACCAUUCCUUGUUCAUGCCAAAGCAUCACUAGUGCAUGCAUGUGAAUGGAAUCCUCAUGCUGUUGAAGCACUUUCAAAGAAUUUACGAUUAAAUGGAGUAAAAGACCAAUGCAUUAUUCAUUAUGGUGAUAACAGAGAGGUUUGUCCAAUUAACGUAGCAGAUCGAGUUAAUCUUGGGCUGAUUCCUUCUUCAGAAAGAGGAUGGGAAACUGCUUGCAAAGCAUUAAAAGUGAGUGGUGGCAUUUUACACGUGCAUGGAAAUGUCACGUCUAAUUUACAUCCUACUCAAUACGAUGCAGGAGAGAAAAUUUCAGGUCCUCAAGUAAAAGCAGAAUGGACAGUUUGGUCUGAUUAUGUCUGUAAGAGAAUGAAGAACAUUUUCAAACUUUUAUAUUCAAGUGAUUGGAUGGUAACUGUGAUGAAUAUAACUCGAAUUAAAUCAUAUGCCCCUCACAUAGAUCAUCUUGUUGUGGAUAUUUGUUGUAAGCCAUCUGAAAAUGGUAAAGAUCUGAGGAACAACAUAAAUAUUUAAAAUAUGAUCUUUUUGUUUUAUUUCCCAUUAUAUGAUUUAAAGAUUUUAUUACAACAAGUACUGAGCGCUCUUUCAGCAAAUUAAAAUUAAUAAAAAAUUAUCUUCUGUCAAGCAUGUGUUCAGAACACUUAAAUGCACUUGCUGUAUCAAGCAUCGAAAAAAGAAAUUGCAAAAAAUUGUCAUUUUUCUGAAGUAAUUUAUGUAUUUGUCAAAAAAAAAAUCACGCAUUAAAUGAAUAUG
Messenger RNA from Argiope bruennichi, 1399 nucleotides. RefSeq names its product tRNA wybutosine-synthesizing protein 2 homolog. The record is from RefSeq and is a predicted model, not a curated record. Bases 161 to 1159 code for a protein of 332 amino acids. The transcript has 5 exons. Gene Ontology annotation, cellular component: cytoplasm. Gene Ontology annotation, molecular function: tRNA methyltransferase activity. Gene Ontology annotation, biological process: tRNA methylation. Lineage: Eukaryota; Metazoa; Arthropoda; Arachnida; Araneae; Araneidae.